CAGCUUCAAGCCAGUGUCGAGGCAGUGUCCCCUUAAUCACUCCAUUAGGAUAUUUCCCCAAACAUCAGAGGAAGUGUCUUCUUAUCAUGUCAUUGUCUCUUCCCGGACCUUCCCAGGCGGGUCUCUUUAAGCCUGGGUACCAGAGCCACGAUGCCGAAGAUGGUGCCGUUAUUCGCAACAUCGAAGCCUGCCAGGCUAUUGCUCAGACUGUCCUGACGUCGUUGGGCCCUUACGGUCGCAACAAAAUUGUCAUCAACCAUCUGCAGAAAAUGAUCCUUACCUCGGAUGCGGCUACUAUUCUGCGUGAGUUGGAGGUUGUGCACCCCGCAGCCAAACUGCUGGUGAUGGCCAGUCAACAACAGGAUCAGGAGAUGGGAGAUGGCACCAACUUGGUCAUUGUCCUCGCAGGAGAAUUGUUGAAGAAGGCCGAGGAGUUGCUGCGCAUGGGCCUGAAAACGAGUGAUAUUGUUCAGGGCUACGAGAAGGCACAGAACUUUGCUCUCAAGACGCUAGAAGAUCUCGAGGUCGACCGCCUUCAAGAACUCCGCUCUCAGACUGAGCUCACCAAGGCUCUCCGCACAGUUGUCGCUAGCAAGCAGUCCGGAACCGAAGACCUUCUGGCCUCUCUGGUUGCGGAGGCUGUUCUUGCUGUCCUCCCCAAGAACCCCGCCAACUUCAAUGUCGAUAAUGUUCGUGUCGUCAAGAUCAUGGGAGGUAGCUUGGAGCAGUCGCGUGUGAUUAAGGGUAUGGUCCUAGGCAGAGAGCCCGAUGGCGUGAUCAAGAAGGCUACCAAGGCCAAAGUUGGCGUCUUCAGUUGCCCUAUCGAUAUUUCUCAGACUGAGACCAAGGGUACCGUGCUAUUGAAGAACGCGCAGGAAAUGCUGGACUUCACGAAGGGGGAGGAGGAGCGUCUGGAGGCGGCUAUCAAGGAGCUCUACGACUCUGGUCUACGAGUGGUCGUCUGUGGUUCCACCGUUGGUGACCUUGCCAUGCACUUCCUGAACCGUUUCAACAUUCUUGUGAUCAAGAUUCUUUCUAAGUUCGAGUUACGCCGACUGUGCCGUGUUGUGGGCGCUACCCCCCUCGCUCGUCUCGGUGCCCCGAUGCCUGACGAGAUGGGUAGCAUCGAUGUUGUGGAGACUACUGAAAUCGGCGGUGACCGCGUGACCGUUUUCCGUCAAGAGGACGCCAAUGCAGUUACUCGCACAUCCACAAUUGUCUUGCGCGGAGCCACUCAGAACCAUCUUGAUGAUGUUGAGCGUGCCAUCGACGAUGGUGUUAACGCAGUCAAAGCUAUCACUAAGGACCCUCGUCUGGUCCCUGGUGCCGGCGCCACUGAAACCCAACUUGUAGAGAGAAUCUCUGCCUUCGCUGACAAGACUCCUGGGUUACCCCAGCAUGCUAUUCGCAAGUAUGCUGAAGCGUUUGAGGUUAUUCCUCGUACUUUGGCAGAGUCGGCUGGUUUGGACGCUACUGAGGUUCUGUCCCGCCUUUACACCGCACACCACCAGUCCUCCAACAACGACGUGUCUGCGGAGGAAUCUUCGGCAGAGGAGGGGAGUGCUGAGAAGGAUGAGCCUUUCUGGACCACAGGUGUGGACUUGGAGGCUAGCUCUUCCGCUGGAACCCUUGACGCCGUCGAAGAGGGCAUUCUGGACCUGCUGGCUUCCAAAAGCUGGGCUAUUCGCCUUGCCAGCGAGGCCGCACGGACGGUGCUCAGUGUUGACCAGAUCAUUGUUGCCCGACAGGCUGGUGGCCCUAAGCCACCGGGACCUAACCCCAACUGGGAUGAGGAUUAAAUGUAAUAUUCAGGAGAAUGUGAUAUCCAUUGGAGGCACAAAAGCACGGAAUGUGAUAGAGACACGAUAAUCAUGAAAAGUCCAUUGACAAUCUCAGGCACAUUUGUUGAUCAUAGGCUUUAAAUCAAGUGGC
This is a messenger RNA of Aspergillus saccharolyticus JOP 1030-1, 1932 nucleotides long. RefSeq names its product chaperonin-containing T-complex subunit CCT8. NCBI's taxonomy places the organism in Eukaryota, Fungi, Ascomycota, Eurotiomycetes, Eurotiales, Aspergillaceae. The coding region runs from base 87 to 1799 and encodes 570 amino acids. The transcript is spliced from 3 exons. Gene Ontology annotation, biological process: protein folding. Gene Ontology annotation, cellular component: chaperonin-containing T-complex. Gene Ontology annotation, molecular function: ATP hydrolysis activity; ATP-dependent protein folding chaperone; ATP binding. The record is from RefSeq and is a predicted model, not a curated record.